ACCAUUUCCCCAGCGGCAUUUUUACUCUAACCGUACUCGAGUUAGGUUCAUUAACUUCGUGCCGGACAGAUGAACGAUUUAUAGACCCGUUCCGAACGCGUUUAACCUGGUUUCGGGAGUUCCGAGGCGGGCGGGGAUGAGAAACGGGAGCAGAUGCCUCUGGUGUCAUAAUGUUACGGUGAUUUGACGCUGUUUCGUUAUUUCCACAUCGUUUCAUUGAGCGUCAGAAUGGAGCGCAAAAUCGAACAGGACGAAAGUUGGACCGACUCCGGGAUCGACUCGUUUAAAUCGAUUCCAAGAGAUCAGUACCCGAGUUUGGAGACUUCUGAGAAGGAUAAGCAGAGCUGCGGGACGGAAGAGAGGCUCGACUCCGCGUACGUGUCGUCAUCGUUAACGACGGACAGUUUGGAUGAUUUGAUCGAUAAAUGUCGGAUUUCUGAAGCGACUGAAUGUGAAUGCACGGAGGAGGAAGUGAAUCUCUUAACCACUCUUACCGAAGACGGAGACACGAUUCUGCAUUUGGCCAUCAUCCAUGAAGAAGAAGACUUUGCACAUCAGUUGAUAGAUCUCUUCCCUCACGAGCUGCUGGACAUUCAGAACAACUUAUAUCAGACACCGCUGCAUCUGGCCACCUACCUGAAUCAGCCCAGCGUCGUGAAAAAGCUUCUGGUGAAAGGGGUCUCGCUUGACCUCCAGGACCAGGAGGGAAACACCCCACUUCAUGUGGCGUGCGAGCGUGGCCUGUGGGAGUGUGCAUGCGAGAUGGUCCACGACGUCUCUGCCAACAAGCUCGCCCACGUGACUGAGGCACAGAACUGGAGAGGCCUCGCUUGUCUCCAUUUGGCCACUCGGCACAAACAUCAUCGUCUCAUGCGACUCCUCAUGAAGAAAGGUGUUGACCUGAACAUACAGGAGGGUACGAGCGGGAAGUCUGCACUGCAUAUGGCCGUGGAGCUUCACGACGUGUCCGCAGUCACCCUUCUGCUGAACAAAGGGGCUAAUGUAGAUGCUGCCAUGUUCAAUGGAUGCACCGCCCUGCACUUGGCAGUGGGCAGACAGGACGCGUCUAUUGCCAACCUUCUGUGCCAGGCUGGAGCCGACAAGAUGAUCAGAAACCUGGAGGACGAAACAGCCCUGGAUUUAGCAGAUGGCAACGAUGAUAUAUUGGCUCUCUUUCCCUUUGAUGAUAUUCAGAUCAUGGGCAGGACAGUAAUGAACUUCUGAACGCGUGAACAUGUGUUCAUUAAAAGAAGCCAAAAACUGAUCUGGGACUUUUAUUCUGCACAGUAUUUGGACACAUCCAACUACACCUACAUUUAAUUUAACGGCGGCAGUUAUUUCAGUCCUUUUACUGCUGCAUUUCACGUUUCGUCAUUAAGAAAAACAGACGUUAUGUGUAAUAAACAAUUUCUGUUCAACAACCUCCCUGUAAAUGCCAGACAGAAAGCAUUCUGGUGUGUAUCUAGAUGUAUAUCGUCAUGAAAUAGAGAUGUUUUUUUGUCGUUGUUUUUUGUAGUAAUACUGUGCUGUUGCAAGAUGAUAUUUUUUUUUCAGCGAACAGGUCAUUGUGCCAAUAAAAGCAGCUUUGAUAUUUAA
This is a messenger RNA of Triplophysa dalaica, 1596 nucleotides long. It is a transcript of the gene nfkbie, whose product is annotated as nuclear factor of kappa light polypeptide gene enhancer in B-cells inhibitor, epsilon. The record is from RefSeq and is a predicted model, not a curated record. Bases 229 to 1224 code for a protein of 331 amino acids. Gene Ontology annotation, molecular function: protein binding. Lineage: Eukaryota; Metazoa; Chordata; Actinopteri; Cypriniformes; Nemacheilidae. Gene Ontology annotation, biological process: cellular response to lipopolysaccharide; signal transduction. The transcript has 6 exons. Gene Ontology annotation, cellular component: cytosol.